This is a messenger RNA of Panicum hallii, 2254 nucleotides long. RefSeq names its product receptor-like cytoplasmic kinase 185. Gene Ontology annotation, biological process: protein phosphorylation. The record is from RefSeq and is a predicted model, not a curated record. NCBI's taxonomy places the organism in Eukaryota, Viridiplantae, Streptophyta, Magnoliopsida, Poales, Poaceae. The transcript is spliced from 5 exons. Gene Ontology annotation, molecular function: protein kinase activity; ATP binding. Bases 307 to 1788 code for a protein of 493 amino acids.
GCUCCGCCCCCCCCACCCCGCCCCCCCUCUCUACCACGCUUGCUUCGCUUUGCCCCCCAGCCUCAUGUUCUUCCUCACCUUCGUGUAGCUUCCAUCCCACUCCCACCGCCGCCCCCCGCUCCAGCCGAAUCCCCCCACUAGCGCUCACCAAUUGGGGCCCAGGCCCCCUCCCGCCGGCUUAAAAAUCCGGUUUUGGGGAGGCUUGCUGCCGCAGAUCAGGGAGACGCUCCCGGUUCAUUCGGUGGGGGCGGUGUCCGCGUCCCCCGUCGUUCCUCGGUGGUGUCUUCUUCCGGGGGUGGUGUUCGGAUGAGCUGCUUCGUGUGCUUCAGAUCGGCCCAGGAUGGGGAGGCCAAGAAGCCCGCCGCCGCCGACGCCAAGGACGCGCGCAAGGACGGGCCGCCGGAUCGCGGGAUGGCCAGGGUCGGAUCAGAUAAAUCUAGAUCACAGGGUGGAUCAGACUCUAAGAAGGACAUAAUUAUCCAUAGAGAUGGGAACAGUCAAAAUAUUGCAGCGCAGACUUUCACUUUUCGUGAACUUGCUGCUGCCACGAAGAACUUCAGGCAAGAUUGCUUAUUAGGGGAGGGAGGUUUUGGCCGUGUAUAUAAAGGACGUUUGGAGAAUGGGCAGGCUGUUGCUGUGAAGCAACUUGAUCGUAAUGGUCUCCAAGGAAAUAGGGAAUUUCUGGUUGAGGUUCUCAUGCUCAGUCUCUUACAUCACACUAACCUGGUCAAUCUAAUUGGCUACUGUGCUGACGGUGACCAACGCCUUCUUGUUUAUGAGUUUAUGCCAUUGGGGUCGCUAGAAGAUCAUCUGCAUGAUCUGCCACCAGAUAAAGAAGCUCUUGAUUGGAACACACGGAUGAAGAUAGCCGCAGGUGCUGCUAAGGGCUUAGAGUACCUUCACGACAAGGCAAGCCCUCCUGUUAUUUACAGGGAUUUCAAGUCGUCAAACAUUCUUCUUGGAGAAGGAUUUCACCCGAAGCUAUCGGACUUUGGCCUUGCAAAACUUGGUCCAGUUGGUGACAAGACACAUGUUUCAACACGUGUGAUGGGUACAUAUGGCUACUGUGCCCCAGAAUAUGCAAUGACUGGGCAGCUCACAGUCAAGUCCGAUGUUUAUAGCUUUGGUGUUGUGUUCCUUGAACUGAUCACAGGGCGCAAAGCAAUUGACAACACCAGGCCCCAGGGGGAGCAAAACCUAGUGGCAUGGGCUCGUCCACUGUUUAAGGACCGCAGGAAGUUUCCUAAAAUGGCUGAUCCGAUGCUUCAGGGCCGCUUCCCCAUGAGGGGUCUAUAUCAGGCAUUAGCUGUUGCUGCCAUGUGUUUGCAAGAGCAAGCUACCACACGCCCUCAUAUCGGGGACGUCGUCACUGCCCUCUCAUAUCUUGCUUCUCAGGCAUAUGACCCAAAUGCCCCUGUUCAACAUAGUCGGAGCAAUUCAUCUACCCCCAGGGCCAGAAAUCCUGCUGGGUGGAACGAUGACCAACGCAGCAUGCGCUCCCCAAACCGCCACUCUCCAGACCUGCGGAGGAGAGAAGCUGCCAGGGCAUCGAAGUAUGGAGCAGAGGUUAGCAGGACUAGCUCUACUGGUGAUUCCGGUCGGCGAUCAGGAUUGGAUGACAUGGACAUGACAGGGUCGCAAGUGGGUAGUCCAGCUCAAACUGGAAGGAGAAGAGAAACUCCUAGGGCCGCUGACAGGCAGCGUGCUAUCGCGGAGGCCAAAAUGUGGGGGGAAUACUCAAGAGAGCGAUCAAAUGGUCAUGGCAGCUUUGACAGCACAAACGAGUAAAGCCGGCAGGUUUUGUUUCAGACAUCAUUUCAGCAGAGGGGUGAGUUGAGUUCACUCAUCAGCACCAAAAGGGAUCUGGUGUCGGUCUCGGAUACAUUGUCAUCAGUACCAUUGUCUGUGAAUAAGGCUUUUCUUGCUCUUUCAUGCAUCCUCCUGGCGUCCAUUCCUUGCGAAUGUGAUCGUGUUAUAUGCUUCGGUGGAGCUGAGGAGCCUGUAGGAUUCAGUUGGAGAGGGUAGAUUUGAGAAGAGGGGGUGCACAGAGUCGCAUUUGACGAGUGCGUUUUUUGCGGUUAUAUCAUAUAAGUAUGCAUGCUCAAAUUCUUCUAUGUUGUGAAUGUAUGACUCGGUGUCAGGUUUCGCUGCCUGAGGCCGUGAAGCUUUGUGAAUUCCUGUUUGGAUAUGUGUAGGGUAGGCUACGGUGUUUAGUACAACUGUUUUUUUUGAGAAAUUGGUGUUAUUACCCCUA